Molecule: messenger RNA, 2885 nt
Organism: Balearica regulorum gibbericeps (East African grey crowned-crane)
Lineage: Eukaryota; Metazoa; Chordata; Aves; Gruiformes; Gruidae
Source: RefSeq, a predicted model, not a curated record
GCAAGGACACCGCACGCUUUCCAGCAAGCACAGACUGCAGGAUGACAGACGGUGACACAAAUCUCCCAACUAUCGAGAGAAAGCUGGGACUGCAGAUAUGGGGCAUAGAGAAUAUGAAGAUGGUUCCUGUACCUGAAAAGGCUUAUGGGACUUUUUUUGAAGGGGACUGUUACAUAAUUCUGCACACCAAAAGAACAUCCCGUGGCUCCGCUGUUGAUUUGCAUUACUGGAUUGGCAAGGAUUCAUCUCAGGAUGAGCAAGGUGCCGCGGCCCUGUACAUCACCCAGCUGGACAAUGCACUCAGGGGGAACCCCGUGCAGCACCGAGAAGUGCAGGGACAUGAGUCUGAGACCUUCCAAAGCUAUUUCCGCAAUGGCAUUAUCUACAAGAAGGGAGGAGUAGCCUCAGGAUUUAAGCACGUGGAGACCAAUAUGUACAACAUCAAGCGUCUUCUUCAUGUCAAGGGGAAGAAGCAUGUGACAGCCACAGAGGUAGCGCUUUCCUGGGACAGUUUCAAUAAGGGUGAUGUUUUCUUGCUGGACCUCGGGAAAGUGCUGAUUCAGUGGAACGGACCCAGCUGCAGCAUUGCUGAGAAAUCCAGGGGUCUCGCACUGGCUCGCAGCAUCAGGGACAGUGAAAGAGGUGGUCGCGCUCAAAUCGGCAUUAUUGACAACGAGAAAGACUCCCCGGACCUCAUGCAGAUCAUGAAGAUGGUGCUGGGUGAGAGGCGUGGGGAGCUCCGAGACGCCAUCCCGGAUGCGAAAGCAGACGAGCUGCAGAAAGCAAAUGUCCGGCUCUACCAUGUCUAUGAGAAGGACAACGACCUGGUGGUACAGGAGAUAGCUACCCGGCCCCUAACGCAGGAUCUCCUCCAGCAUGAGGACUGCUACAUUUUAGACCAAGGUGGUUUUAAGAUUUACGUCUGGAGAGGAAAAGCCUCCAGCCUGGAAGAGAAAAAAGCAGCCUUCACUAGAGCUGUGGGUUUUAUCCAAGCUAAAGGCUAUCCUUCAUCCACCAACAUUGAAGUGAUAAAUGAUGGAGCAGAGUCAGCCAUGUUUAAACAGCUCUUCCAGAGGUGGACAGAAAAGGAUGAAACGCAAGGGCUGGGCAAAGUCUACACUACUGGAAAAAUUGCCAAGGUGGAGCAGGUGAAGUUUGACACCAUGCAGCUCCAUGCCAGACCAGAGCUAGCUGCUGAGCAGAGAAUGGUAGAUGAUGCCUCCGGGGAGAUAGAGGUGUGGAGAAUCGAGGACUUGCAAAUGCAGCCAGUGAAUCCCAAGACAUAUGGGCAGUUCUACGGGGGUGAUUGCUACCUGGUCCUGUACACCUACCUGAGAUCGGGCAGGCCUCACUAUGUCCUCUACAUGUGGCAGGGUCGCCAUGCCUCUGUGGAUGAAAUCACCGCCUGUGCCCUGAAUGCCAUCGAGCUGGACAAGAAGCACGGGGAUGAGGCUGUGCAGGUGCGCGUGACAAUGGGCAAGGAGCCCACACACUUCCUGGCGAUCUUCAAGGGCAAGCUGAUCAUUUACGAGGGCGGCACGAGCCGGGGUCAGAAAAGCACGCCCGAGCCAGCAAUCCGCCUCUUCCAGGUGAGGGGCACGGACGAGAUGAACACAAAGGCCACGGAGGUGCCGGCCCGGGCCUCCUCACUCAACUCCAACGAUGUCUUUCUGCUGGCAACCAGCCAAGUCUGCUACCUAUGGUGUGGGAAGGGAUGCAGCGGAGACGAGAGGGAGAUGGCAAAAAUGGUAGCGGACAUCGUUUCCAAACGGGACAAGCACACCAUUUUGGAAGGGCAAGAGCCAGCAGAGUUCUGGGAAGCCUUGGGAGGCAAAGCACCUUACGCCAGUGAAAAGAGGUUUCAAGAGCAGGUCACACACUACCAGCCUCGCCUCUUUGAGUGUUCCAACCAGACGGGUCGAUUCAUCAUGACAGAGGUGGUGGGAUUCUGCCAGGAAGACUUGGAUGAAGAUGACGUCAUGCUGCUAGACACGUGGGAAGAGAUUUUCCUUUGGGUUGGUAAAACCUCCAACACAUACGAGAGGAACGAGGCAAUUGCUUCAGCUAAGGAGUAUCUCAAGACCCAUCCGGCUGGGAGAGACCUGGCAACUCCGAUAAUACUGGUGAAGCAGGGCUAUGAACCCCUCAACUUCACAGGAUGGUUCAAUGCUUGGGACCCCUACAAAUGGAGUGAUGGCAAGUCCUACGAGGAGAUGAAAAACAGCUUAGGAGAUGUGUCGGCUAUAUCCGAGAUCAAAGUGGACCUUAACAACAUCAGCCUGAACAAGAGAACCCUCAGCAUGACCAACUUGGCUGGUUCAAGUACAGCAAGUGCUUCCCCUGCGUAUAAAUCACACUUCAACCACAGUGACAGCAACAGCUACAGCAACAGCAGCAACUACAACAGCAGCCCUUCCCUGGUGCCCAAUGGCGAAGGAAUUUACUCCCGAGAGGUGCUGAUGAACAAGACAGUGGAUGAACUUCCAGAAGGCGUGGAUCCCACUAAAAAAGAGUACUACCUCUCUGAUGCCGAUUUCCACGAUAUCUUUGGGAAGUCCAAGGAUGAGUUCUACCAGAUGCCCAAAUGGAAGCAGCAGAAUGAGAAGAAGCAAUGUGGACUCUUCUGAGACCGCAGGGGCCAUCUGGCAUCCAGUGACUCUGGGACCAACCCUUGCUCUCUUAGGAGCUGCAGGGAAGAAGUAUAGACAUUUGCUCAAUGAACCCAACCCAACAUCUCAAUCAGGCCAAGUUCCAAUGCAGUUAUUCCAGCAGCCACUGUUCGGGAGAUGGCAAAACCUUUUGCAGGAAUGAUUUUGCAGGAUGUUUUUGCCUCUUUUUGACAUUUUAUUUCUGAUAGCCAUGAAGACAAGUGUAUGUCAUGCAAC